AUGGUGGUGUUUGUCGACCUCGACGAUGCAUUUGCCGACGGAUCGGCACUCUUGGAGAAGCCAUUCCCUUUGACGGUUGACCCCAUCGCGUCGGGCCUGGCCGAAUUACCCACAUCGCCUACUUCGCCGAAUGAAACGACCGACGAGAUCCUAAACCCCAAUCGGAAUGGAUUCUCAGCGGCUUUGAGUUGUUAUCCCAUCGUCAAAGAAAUCGCUCGCGCCAUCGACCUGAAUACCCUCUACGCCCUAUCGAGCACCUGUCGCCAGUUCCACGUGAACUUGGCGCCGUUCCGCCACCAACUAGUGAGAGAGACUCUCCGGUGUGAGAAUGAAUACAUCGAAACCCUAGCAGAGAUGCUAGACAGCGGCUCUGUCCUCCCAGACAGUGUCAAGUCAGUCAUACGACUACUAAGCCGUCCCAGCGGCGAGCAGACCCGUAUGACCCGCGGGAAGGUGGGCAAAUGCGCGCGCGACAUGGUGGGCGAAUGUCGACGCUGCGCCAAGGUUGUAUGCAGAAACUGCACAAUCAAACCACCUUCCCAACCAGCCCUUAAAAACCGUAUCCGCCGCCUCUGCCGACCCUGUGGCAAAGCGCCACUCUCCUCCCACCUGUCCACAACCUCAGACCCGCACGCCCCCGACCGGUGGGACGAUAACAGCGUCGCGGCGAUUGCAUUUUCGCGCAGCCCCUGCAAUUGCGAGGAAGCUGUCUGGCUGUGCACGCAGUGCGGAAUGACGCUGCGCAGUAAUGACACGACAUACCGUCGUGUCUGGGCAUGGCGCACCCGCUAUAGCACGUACCUCGGCGGCGGGCUGGGCACCGGCAUUGGUGAAGGCUGCCAGGGCGUUCAGUGUGGGCGUGGUGAGAGCUGUCUUGCUGCGCAGGAGAUCGAGCUUGAGGUUGACUGUGAGGCUGAUGAGGGGUCUGGGUCUGGGAGCGAUACCAGUCGUACUGCAAGUCCAGCUCCUCCGCCGUUUGGUCACGAGGGGGCAGCUAUCUCGACAGAUAGCCAUGAUGAUGAGGAGCCUGGAUAUUUCAGGCAGGAAGUUAUUGGUUUAGGUGGUGUUGUUAAGCAUAAGUCUAAAAAGAGGGUUAAUGUUGGUGCUUGCGUUGUUGAGUAUGAGGAUGAGAGGGAGACGAGGAAUUAUCUCGGGAGAGAGGAGAAGGGUUUGUAUCGUGGUUGGUGUGGGUGGUGUUCUAGAGUGAUUCCGGCGAAGAGCGAGCGGACUUGA
Messenger RNA from Penicillium egyptiacum, 1233 nucleotides. The record is from the annotation of a GenBank genome assembly. NCBI's taxonomy places the organism in Eukaryota, Fungi, Ascomycota, Eurotiomycetes, Eurotiales, Aspergillaceae.